UUAGCAGCUAAAAUAUUUCACAUCCCUAUUAGCAAGUGUUUCUUUCGUAACAAAAAAAAAAUGUUCAGUCACAAAAAGAGCGCUGAUCACAAUACUAGUCUAAUUCACUUUUACAAUACCAAAUACAAAUUCCAUGGAAAAUAACUAGAUAAUAACCAGUUUUAAUGAUAUUAGAAAUUAAAUACUUAUUUAUCUAACACAAUACAUUAAAAACACGUUAUUAAUCUUAAUUAUGUUUAACUUUGUGGAAAUGAAAACAUUAGCUAUUUACUAGUGCAUACCAGAGCAAUCACUGCAACCCACAGCUAUUCAAAUCACAUUAUAAAACCCGCUGAGAGACUAACUAUCGGACGCGUAAAACAAAAAUAUCUUAGAAUAGACAGUUUAUUGGAUCAAACAUCAGUGAUCGAUAUUGCAAGCCGGGCAGUGAACGUUAAAAAUAUCGAAGUGAAUAAAAAGUGUUAAAAAUUUUAUUGAAAAAUAAUUUGGGUGUGAAAAAGUGAAGGAUUAAAUUAAUAAAAAAAAAAAAAUUAUAAUAAAAAAUGGGAUGUAAAUUAACAAAAUUAGCAGCGUCGGAGUUCAAUCAGGAGGCAAUAGAUCGUCCACCACCACCUUCCGAUCCACGGUCACCGCUGACAGCGAAACAACAGUACUGCAUGUUGGCGUCUUGGAAAGGGAUCUUCAGACAGAUUGAGAAGACUGGCAUCAUAUUAUUCGUGAAAUUAUUCGAAGAAAACCAAGACCUCCUAAACCUGUUCGAGAAAUUCAGCGAAUUGAAGACUAAGGAGGAGCAGGUGAUGUCCACGGAACUAGCCGAGCACGCCACAAAGGUGAUGCACACACUGGACGAAGGCAUCAAGGGUUUGGGUGAUGUUGACGCGUUCUUCGCGUACAUAAGACACGUGGGCGCCACACAUCACCAGGUGCCAGGAUUCAAACCUGAAAACUUCUGGAAAGUCGAGAAGCCUUUCCUGGAAGCAGCGAAAACGACCCUGGGUGAUAGAUACACGCCAAAUAUUGAAAACAUAUACAAACUAACGAUAAAAUUCAUAUUAGAGAAUCUGGUCAAAGGUUACGAGGACGCCAAAGUGGAAAACGAUUCUAGUCAGACUUGAUAGACAUUUAUAUAAAACUCCUUCUUUGUGUUAAGUACCUACAUUAAAUAACAUUAUUUAAUUGUAAGUUAUGUACCUACCUAGCUAUCUACAGGAUGAUAUCAAAACCAUAAGCGGUACGUGAAAAUAAAAAUCAACAUAUGACCUACUAAUAGUAUAAAGAAGAAAGAUUUGUUUGUUUGUCUGUAAUGGAUAAACUCAAAAACUAAUGAAGUAAUUUUAAAAAUUAUUUCACCUAUAGAAAGCUACUUUAUCAGCAAAUAAUAUAGUGAAAUAUAUAUUAUUUAAAAAUAAAGAUAUCGAUACAAAAAUUACAAAAAAAGUAAUCCUUAGUAUAAAAAAUAUUUGACCAUUUAAAGCAUACAUAAAAUACUAACGUAUCUUUCUAUCUAUCUAUCCAUAUAAAGCUGAGGACAGAAUACAAGUAUAAUAGAUAGUAGAGGGGAAAUUUCGUGAAUCAAAAAUUUUAAUAAAGAACAAAUUAUUUUGAGUUUCCCGUACUAACUUAACAGCUGGACGCAUCGUGUUAGUCUUACUCAAAAUUUCAUGUCUUUUCUACCCAUAUUUUGUUAGUGAAAAUAUGCAAUUUUACUAGCAGGAUACUCCCUUCAAAGGACGCUAACUAUUGUAGCGAUUCAUUCCGCUACCACCUUUUAAGCGCGCCAACAAUUUUUACGUCAAUAUAAAAUUAAGACUCUUUUUCGUUUGCAUAAUUUAGAAACUUGGUGACGUUUGGAGUUUUAGUUUAUCUGACAUCUAUCUUUCUGUCUUUACAAAUCCUAUCUAUUGUAAAAUAUUAAAUACCGAUUAAAUGUUAUUGUCGAUUGCUGUUCAUUAGUUUCCUUCUGUCUUUCAACUGCAAGAUAAAUAGAAUCUGCAAGCAAGGUAUUUUUUUUAAUGGAUGAUAAUGGAAUGGUAACCCCACCCGCGCUAUCGGUAUACACUGGCGGGGCACCAGUGAAGGAUGAUAGGUGAGGAUGAAGUAGGUCAGCUAGCCAAUCGUGACGAAUUCAACAAGAAUCGUUCACGAUGGUUUCCAAGGGGAACCACGUGUAUGUCGACCUAAUAGGGCAUAUUGCCAGCAAUGGGGCUGUCAAACUCCAUUGCUAACAAUUCCUUUCCCCCCUGCAAGCAAGGUUAGUGACUGAAUGCUAUAGCUAUCCUUAGUCACUAUUUUAAUUCCCAUCUGUAUAAGAAUUAAAUUAUAGACACGAAGUUUAUGAUAAAUUUUGUAAGUUUAUUUUUUGAAAAAACAAAGUGAAUUUGUUUAUUUCCCUUUACACUUGAAUAUAGACAUCUUAUAAAAAAAAUAAUAUAAGUUUAAAAAUUAAAUAAAUAAUAAUAAUAAGUAGAUUAUUGAAAAAAAUAUAUAUAAUAUAAAUUAAAUUUAUAAAAUUAUAAAUUAUUAUAUAAAAAAAAAACUUAAAUCUGUUAUUAAUUUCUGAAUGAAAUUCUUUUUGAUGUAAUAUGUGAAAUUUUUCAUUAGAAAAAAUUUCUAAUUCAUUUACUUAAUAGAAAUUGCUUAAAUUAUAAUUAAUUACCUUAGAAAGAAUUAAUUAUUUUACGAUUUUUUUCCUGAUAUCGUAUUGAUUAUAAUGUGAACAUACCACCAUAAAUGUGAUGUCUCUUUUUUUAUGUUUUAAGUAGGACUCGAUAGAAGAAUUGUUUUUAUGAAAUAUAAUUAAUACAAUAUUA
Molecule: messenger RNA, 2810 nt
Organism: Galleria mellonella (greater wax moth)
Lineage: Eukaryota; Metazoa; Arthropoda; Insecta; Lepidoptera; Pyralidae
Product: neuroglobin-like
Exons: 3
Coding region: 543-1115 (190 amino acids)
Molecular function (GO): oxygen binding; heme binding
Source: RefSeq, a predicted model, not a curated record